AUGACACUAAGCUUAGAGCCGCUGCCGGCCGAGUGGCUUGUGCGCGUGUCCCGCUCCAAGAGCAAAGUCUACUACUAUCACACGCUCACCAAAAAGACGCAAUGGUCCCGCCCCACGCCUGAAGACCGCCAGAAACUCGACCAACCUGAUGCAAAUACAGUUGUCGAGCACAAGAACAGUGUCCUGCAUACUCUAAUCGCUACUUCGAUGCGCGUCGGGGGCAGCUCCUUAACCCGCGGGACGAAGAAAGCAGUGUUGUUUACUCCGUGGCCGCAUCAAUUGGCAGCGGUGGAGAAUAUCAUUACAGCCAUUCAGAGGAGGACAAUUAAAGAAGACGAAGUGUCCACAGAGACAGAGAGAUUCUUAUUACAACACAGCACUGGUGCAGGUAAGACUCUGACAAUUGCAGCGCUCACACACCAGCUGCUGUCCGUGAAGGACACUCGCUCCUUGAGGUUCCACACGAUCGUGGUCAUGCUGGACCGAGUCAAGCUAAACGAGCAGGUGGGAGACGCAGUGGAGACGUUUCUGCGUCGCAACGGAGUGGACGAGGUCUUUCGAGCUGAGAGUAUCGAGCACCUGGCCAAACUACUGGAUUCCACGCAGCAAGAGAGUCCACAGCGAGUGAUCAUCACUACAACUCACAAGAUGGGGCUGUUGGUAAAAGACGACGUGCUGCUGACGAGAUUACUUCAUCGUAGCUCGAAUACCAAGCCAGGUACAGUGGCAACAGAGGAAGUUGAGAAGGAUGAUCCAUUCCAGCGAGUGGCAAUCAUCACGGAUGAAGCGCAUCGGUCACACACGUCGUCUACACGAGAUGCUAUCGAGAAGGUCGUGAAGGCUGGAGAGGGCAGUAGAGCUCGACUCACGUUCAUUGGCUUUACGGCGACACCGAAUACCGACGCUCUUGAGCUGUUUGGGUCUGAAACCGAUGACGGGUUUCGGCAUCCAUUCCACUGCUAUCCGAUCGCUCAGGCCACCGCGGACGGUCGAAUUAUGAACAUCCUAGAGGACUACACCUGUGUGCACUGCAAGGUGGAAACUUCAGUGUUCCCCAAGCCAGUUCAAGAAUUGCUACGAACGAAUCGUGGGGCUCGACGUCGUGUCCUCGACCACGCAAGUGAUGAUGUUGCUGUUCUGAAGGCCAAGGCGCUGGUUAUGAUGACGGAUUUUCAGACAAUGAAACGAGAACACCCGAAGGUGAAAUGUAUGAUUGUGGUGCGGAGUCGACAGGAUGUCGUGCGCUACUACAAGUUGAUCGCUACGUUCGUUGCAAAGAAGAAGCUUGGGUGGAAUUGCUACGCUGCUUUCAAACAGACGCUAAACACCCGCAGCGUCACACUCGCUAUUAGCGACAUCGUUAUAGUCUGCGAUAAACUCGACACGGGUUACAACGAGCCUUUGCUCGCGUGCAUGUACGUCGACCGCUACUUACGCUCCAGUGCACACACCGUGCAGCUACUCAGUCGUCUUAAUCGUCGGCACAAGCACAAGCCUCGUGUUCGCGUGCUCGAUUUCGCUAACCAUGCAGCGCAGAUCCGAAGGAGCUUCGCCGAUUUCUGGCGUGACGCUAGAGCUCCGACUUUGACAGAUUCGAUCGAUGAGACUGCAGAGAAGAAAGACCUGGUGACAGCAAUCGCCGUUCUCUGUGACCACUUUCCAGAGCUGUGCACUUCUCCGUUUGAGAUCGACGAUCCUCGCUCCUUUGUGGAAGAAAAAGUGCUCCCUUUAGAGCGCGAUGCUUUUCAACAAGUAGUGGAUUCACUUCGGGGGGGUGUCGUAGCUUUCAAGCGGCUCGAGCAAGCUGGACGUGACGAUUUCUUCGAACGCGCCUCCCCUUUCAGCUACUAUUUGCUCUAUGAACUCAAGAAAGAGACAGAAAGUCACCUCGUUGCAGUGGAUGCAGACGUCGAGCUGUCCCUGGACGAAAUCAAGACCAAAAUGUCCGCUCGAGUUCAAAAGUAUCGCAAGUCUUUUUCCGGUGCACUCUAUCCGCAAUCGCUUCUGGUACGUUGCAAAUGUUGA
Phytophthora infestans T30-4 is the source of this 2025-nucleotide messenger RNA. RefSeq lists its product as uncharacterized. Gene Ontology annotation, molecular function: protein binding. The coding region runs from base 1 to 2025 and encodes 674 amino acids. The transcript has 5 exons. The record is from RefSeq and is a predicted model, not a curated record. NCBI's taxonomy places the organism in Eukaryota, Oomycota, Peronosporomycetes, Peronosporales, Peronosporaceae.